Molecule: messenger RNA, 2267 nt
Organism: Protopterus annectens (West African lungfish)
Lineage: Eukaryota; Metazoa; Chordata; Ceratodontiformes; Protopteridae
Gene: RSU1
Product: Ras suppressor protein 1
Exons: 9
Coding region: 251-1084 (277 amino acids)
Molecular function (GO): protein binding
Source: RefSeq, a predicted model, not a curated record
UAAAGUAUUUUCCAUUGGAUGGUGAGAGGCUGUUCCUCGAACUGCCAGCCUUCAUGCUUCCUGGUGUGAAAAAAGAAUUCUCCUUAUAGGGAAACUGAGCAUUUUUACAGUGCAGUCUCAUUUCCUGCUGGGCGUGUUACACAUACAACUUUGCUGUAAGAAUUUCAGUAGUUGGUGAACUAGUUGUAUCUAGAUUUGAAAGACCAUUCUUAUUGUGUUUGGGAGGUAUAAGGAAAGAAACGUAAGCAGAAUGUCCAAGUCGUUGAAAAAAAUAGUUGAGGAGUGCAAGGAGAAGAACCAGACUGACGUUGAUAUGUGUGACAGGGGCAUAACUAAUCUGCUUGAAAUUCCUGGAAUGUUUACAAUGUCCAGUAUUACUCAGCUGGUACUCAGCCACAACAAGCUAGCAACUGUGCCUCCAAACAUUGCAGACCUGAAGAAUCUUGAGGUACUUAACUUCUUCAAUAAUCAGAUAGAAGAGCUCCCAACGCAGAUCAGUAGCCUUCAGAAGCUGAAACACCUGAAUCUGGGUAUGAACAAGUUAAAUUCAUUGCCCAGAGGAUUUGGCUCCCUACCAGCUCUGGAAGUACUUGACUUGACAUACAAUAAUCUCAAUGAAAAUGCUCUUCCAGGAAACUUUUUCUAUCUAACCACCCUGCGUGCACUCUAUCUAAGUGACAACGAUUUCGAAAUCCUGCCGCCAGAUAUUGGGAAGCUCACAAAGUUGCAGAUACUCAGUAUGAGAGACAAUGACCUCAUUUCCCUGCCAAAGGAGAUCGGGGAGCUCACUCAGCUGAAGGAGCUGCAUAUCCAGGGCAAUCGCCUCACUGUACUACCCCCUGAACUCGGCAACUUGGAUUUAACUGGAGCAAAGCAAGUGUUUAAGGCAGAGAACAAUCCAUGGGUUACACCUAUUGCUGACCAAUUCCUACUUGGAAUAUCACAUGUUUUUGAAUACAUCCGUUCAGAAACCUACAAAUAUCUUUAUGGAAGACACAUGCAAGCAAAUCCAGAGCCUCCUAAGAAGAAUAAUGACAAGUCGAAGAAAAUCAGCCGAAAACCCCUGGCAGCCAGAAAUAAAUGAAGAGGGCAGAGAGCUUGGCGCAUGCCAUUGCAUUAUAUGUACUAUCUACAGUUGCUAAUUGUAUUUAUUCACUUCAGAUACAGGGAUAUCUUUUGUACUAUGUAUCAUUUACAAGUUCAGUGUUGCCUUGUGUCCGCAGACUACUUAUUCAGAUAAUAUUGUAUAUGAACCCUUCUUUGAGAGAUACUGUAUUGUCACCUUUUUCGUAAUUGAUAUACAUGUAUGGUUCCCAGCAGACCAGCCUUUCAACAGUUGUUACGAUAUUUCCUCUUACGUCUAUUUUCAUUAACAUAUUUAAGAGUUCCUAAGUACUGUUCAGGAAUUUAAUUAACAAACCAUUACUUUUUCUCUGUAAUGUAAUAAUUUAAUUUGAGGCAAUAUCUGCAGUCCUUUGGAUUGUGCCCGAUGCUGGGUAGUCCUUUGAAGCUGUGUACUGACACACAAGCUACUCCCGUAACCAUUGUCAUAUUUUGUCUGUCGAAUACUGUGUAAUACAAGUUACUCCCAUAACCAUUGUCAUAUUUCAUCUAUCGAAUACUGUGUAAUACACAGCCCUGUACUGAGCUGUAGUUACAUGUACAGGUAAUGCCGAAUGACAGUCAGUGUGGUCCAGAUGGCAAUCUUUGACUGUAGCUGUCUUUUACUUCCCACAACUUCACUUCAUACAUCCCCAGUGCAUUUUCUUUCACAUCAAUAUGGUUUCCUGCAUUCUGUUGUGGGCAGAAUGCCUCCAGCAUUUUUAUCAGAUUGUUCAUUGUGACUCAUGAAUAAGAGAGAGAGAGAGGGGGGGGGGGGGAGCAAACCUUAGUUCGGUAAGAAGAUGCCAUAAAGCUGGGAACAGUAAGUAAACCAUAGUGAGUUUCGGAAUUGAAUUGGUGCUCUCAGUUAACACACACAUUUAUGUCAUUUUCCUUUCAUAAUUCCAUCCAUUUCAGCUAAGAAAUUAUUUUUGUAUAACAUUUUAUUAAUGCUCAUGCAUUGCUUGUCAGUUUAUUUUAUGAAUUGUUAAUAGUUUUCUGUAACUUAGUCAUAUUUGUUAUGUAAUGAUCACUGGUUUUAAAAUAAAACAUUUGUAUUAUGUCAGUUUAUUUUCUCAAAUGAAUAGUUAUUUUGAUACUUAAUUUACUCUGUGCCCAUGUUAUCAUCCAGUUUCAGAGAUGAAUAAAUCUGUAGCAUAUGUUAA